AUGGGGUCUAGAGCUAUAGCAAUCUCAACCCUUGUGCUGAGGAUCUUCACUCUCCUAGCUUUAGUUGCUUGUGUGGUGCUUUUUAUUACCAAUACUUUUCGUGAUGCAGUGUUUGAUGAUGGCUCGAAGGUCACUUUCAAGGAUCUCACCACAUACAGGUUUGUACUCUCGACGGCGGUAAUUGGGGCAACCUAUACACUCUUGCAAUUACCCUUUGCAUUGUACUAUGCUUUGACAGAGAAGAGGUUGAUAAAGGUCGAUAUCUUGCGGGAGCUUGACUUAUAUGGUGACAAGAUCAUCGCAUUCCUUCUUGCCUCGGGUGUUGGUGCUGGUUUCGCAGUUAGUGUUGAGAUCAAAUCCCUUUUGAAUGACUUGUUUGAUGCUUUUGCAAUUGCUGGUUUUCAAGAUACAGAAGACAGCAAGGCUCUCUAUGAUAAGUUCCUAAACAAGGGGAUUAUAGCUACCAGUGCUCUUGCCUUUGGAUUUGUUUGCAUGGCUUUAGUUUCAGUGCUUUCAUCUGUCAACCGGAGCAAGACUGCUACUAAAGGUUUCUUCGGUUAA
Messenger RNA from Populus nigra (black poplar), 561 nucleotides. Its product is annotated as CASP-like protein 4D1. The coding region runs from base 1 to 561 and encodes 186 amino acids. The record is from RefSeq and is a predicted model, not a curated record. NCBI's taxonomy places the organism in Eukaryota, Viridiplantae, Streptophyta, Magnoliopsida, Malpighiales, Salicaceae. The transcript has 3 exons.